This is a messenger RNA of Galleria mellonella (greater wax moth), 1733 nucleotides long. RefSeq names its product tubulin beta chain-like. Bases 329 to 1675 code for a protein of 448 amino acids. Gene Ontology annotation, cellular component: cytoplasm; microtubule. The record is from RefSeq and is a predicted model, not a curated record. Gene Ontology annotation, biological process: microtubule cytoskeleton organization; mitotic cell cycle. Gene Ontology annotation, molecular function: GTP binding; structural constituent of cytoskeleton; GTPase activity. The transcript has 2 exons. Lineage: Eukaryota; Metazoa; Arthropoda; Insecta; Lepidoptera; Pyralidae.
CACUGUACUACAGCAAAGAGGCGGAACACCGUUGGAUUCUAACCGUUAGGAGCCCGACAGUAUCUAGUCUUAAAGAAUGAUGAAUCUUUGUUUUUUAAAAGAAGUGUAAAUUUAGGUUAAUUUCUUAACCGUCUCGUUUUUUAAUCACAAUACUAUUUGGUCACGAGAAUCAUGGCCAACAAAAUUUUUAUUAUUUAGUUAGUUUAGUAGGUAUUAGAUGUAGUUAAGUAAUUGAUAUUUUUUUUUAAUUUUUAAAUAAUUUAUUUUGUUAUUAUCUUUGAUAACAUUUUAUUUAUUUGUGUUUUUUUAAAUUUCUUGUGAGUUUAUAAUGAGGGAAAUAGUUCAUAUUCAAGUUGGCAGAUGUGGGAAUCAGAUUGGGGCUAAGUUCUGGGAAGUUAUAUCAGACGAGCACGGAAUAAAUCCACAAGGCUGUUACCAAGGAGAUUCUGACCUUCAACUCGAACGCAUCAACGUUUAUUACAAUGAGGGAUCUGGUACAAAAUACGUCCCUAGAGCUGUUCUAGUUGACCUCGAGCCUGGCACCAUGGAUGCGAUUAGAGCCGGACCAUUCGGGCAAAUCUUCCGGCCCGAUAAUAUAGUUUUUGGUGGUACGGGCGCAGGCAAUAAUUGGGCUAAAGGACAUUACACAGAAGGUGCAGGUUUGCUUGAAGUGGUCCUCGACGUAGUGCGUAAAGAAGCUGAAGGUUGCGAUUGUUUGCAGGGAUUCCAAGUAGUGCACUCACUAGGCGGUGGCACAGGUUCAGGAAUGGGGACGUUGCUGCUGGAUAAUUUAAGCGAGGAAUAUCCAGACAGAAUAAUGGUAACAUACUCCGUGGUUCCGAGUCCUAAAGUUUCUGAUACUGUCGUGGAACCAUAUAAUGCGACUUUGUCUCUGAACCAGUUGAUAGAAAGCUCGAAUCAGUCGUACUGCAUAGACAACGAGGCAUUAUACGAUAUUUGCUUCAGGACACUCAAAUUAAUGACGCCGACCUACGGAGACUUGAAUCAUUUGGUGUCUGCGACAAUGUCGGGCGUGACCACAUGUCUGCGUUUUCCAGGACAAUUAAACGCUGAUCUGCGUAAGUUAGCAGUGAAUAUGGUCCCGUUUCCGCGGCUACAUUUCUUCAUGCCAGGCUUCGCGCCGCUUACGUCUCGCGGCAAUCAAAAAUACCGCGCGCUAUCCGUGCCAGAGCUCACGCAGCAGAUGUUCGAUGCUAAAAACAUGAUGGCGGCCUGUGACCCGCGCCAUGGACGGUACCUCACCGUGGCCGCUGUCUUCCGUGGACGGAUGUCCAUGAAAGAAGUAGACGAGCAAAUGCUGAACAUUCAAAAGAAAAACAAGGAUUUCUUCGUUGAAUGGAUUCCACACAAUGUAAAGACAGCGGUAUGUGAUAUCCCGCCCCGUGGUCUUAAAAUGUCUGCUACUUUUAUCGGCAAUACGACAGCGAUACAAGAGAUAUUUAAAAGGAUCUCUGAGCAGUUUACAUCUAUGUUCAGAAGGAAAGCGUUCAUUCACUGGUACACUGGAGAGGGGAUGGAUGAAGCAGACUUUACUGAGGCGGAUAAUAACUUGAGCGAUCUUAUAUCUGAGUACCAGCAAUAUCAGGAUGCCACCAUUGAUGACCAGGAAUUUGAAGAAGAGGAAGAAGGGCCAAAUGAUGAGAGUGACGAAUGAGAGGUUUUAUGUAUUCAAUGAAAAUAUUAUUUAUGUAUUUAAUAAAACAGUAUUCGAA